This is a messenger RNA of Blastocystis hominis, 429 nucleotides long. RefSeq lists its product as hypothetical. The record is from RefSeq and is a predicted model, not a curated record. Bases 1 to 411 code for a protein of 136 amino acids. The transcript has a single exon. Lineage: Eukaryota; Bigyra; Opalinata; Blastocystidae.
AUGCCACCUCCUACAAGCGUGUUUCACCCAAAGAAUGCAGCCCGACUCAAAUGGGCAUCUCUCUGUCCCGUCGCAGUCAAUAGCGAUAUCGAAUUGACCUCAUCGAAGGGAUACGAUGAUGCUCUGAUUGAGUGGUGCCGACAGCAGAAUCCCGAGAACAGAGCGAUUCUGCCGAUGAAAGUAGCGACGCAGCUCAAAUGGUCGGUUGCCUAUCCAGAAAAGUACUAUACAAUACGAUGGGAGGCAGUGGAUAUGGGAAGGCAGCAGAGGGACACUCUCCAAAUAAUUAAUCAGUCCGGAACAAUCCACACGGAGGACGAAAAGGUAUUUCAUUGUUGUGAAUGGCAGUAUGAGGGCGUCAUACCGAACAAUCUAGUUGCUCCCAUGAAGCGUCAAUCUAGCGCACAGUAAUAAGUGUUUUUGAUUUAC